Aphidius gifuensis is the source of this 1974-nucleotide messenger RNA. RefSeq names its product zinc finger BED domain-containing protein DAYSLEEPER-like. The transcript is spliced from 4 exons. The coding region runs from base 1 to 1974 and encodes 657 amino acids. Gene Ontology annotation, molecular function: protein dimerization activity. Lineage: Eukaryota; Metazoa; Arthropoda; Insecta; Hymenoptera; Braconidae. The record is from RefSeq and is a predicted model, not a curated record.
AUGUCUGAUAAUAGUGAACUGACAAAAAAAAGACGUUUGGAUGAAAGUAAUCCAACUAAGAGUGAGACACCAAGUAUUGAGAAGGCUCAAUGUCUUGUAUGUAAACAAUCAAAAAUUGAUAAAUUCGUUUCACGCAAAGAAGGAAAUACAUCAUGCAUUAUAAAACAUUUGCAAUCAGCACAUCCUAUGAUUUGGCAAAAAGAAUUAAAUGGGAUAAAAAAACAAAAUGUAUUAGAACCUGGUCAAAGAACACUUUUUCAAACACAGGAAAGAAUAUCAAAGCAGGACCUUCUUCUCAUUAAAUUGCUGGCUAAAAAAAAAUUGCCAUUUGAUUUUUUUGAUGAUGACAUUACGCGGACGUUUAUCCAGUUUUUAAAUCCAAACAUGGAACUACCUUCUAGAAAAAAAAUUCAAGCAAUGUUUUUUUCUGAAUUUAAAAACCAACAAGAAAGGAUUAAAACAAUUAUACAAAAUAAUGAAUCAAAGUUUUCGUUUACAAUAAAUGGUUCGGCUAAUUCAAAAGGAAAGUUUUACUAUGGUAUAACUUGUCAUUUUAUUGAUGAUAACUGGAAAAUAAAUUCUUUCGCUUUAGAUUUUCUUUCUUCUAAAGAAAAAGAUAAUGGUAUUGACAUGGCACAAUUAUUUUUCAAUUGUUUAAAAGAAUAUAAACUCCAAGACAAAGUAGAGGGAAUAACUUUUAAUAAUGCAUCAGCGAAUAUUAAAUUCAUGAAUGAAUUAGUGACUUUGAUGGAAAAUUCUGGUUUUCAUUUUGAUAAGGAAAAUCAACGUUUUUGUUGCGUAUCUUACGUGUUAAAUCUUGGUGUGCAAGACCUGCUCAAAGCUAUGCAUGUAGAAAAUGAUGGUGGUAAUGAUGAUGGUGAUGAUGAUGAUGAUGAUGAUAAUGAUCAUGUUAUUAAUGAUAGUGAUGAUGCAUCAACCAUGUCUAGUGAUGAAAAUGACGAUGAGUAUUCAAGUGACGAUGAUUCUGUAUUUAAAAUUAGAGCAACAGAUCAUUCAGACAACCUAGAUAAUAAUUUUUUUGCCAAAUUAAAUCCAUCAAAAGCCAUUUAUAAGUUGAGGAAGACUUUGGGUAAAAUUGAACGGUCUGAGAUUUUACAAAAUGCACUUAACAUUAGUUGUACACUUGUUAACAUCGAAUAUAUCAAGCCAGUACUAGAUAUGUCUACAAAAUGGAAUUCAACAUACGAUAUGAUUGAAUAUAGUUUAAAAUUAAAAAAAGGGUUGAACUUGUUGUGGAGUGUAGACAUUAGUUUAUGGCAAAAGUUCACAUUGAGUGAAAAUGAGUGGGACAUAUUAAAUCAUAUUUAUGAAUUUUUAAGACACUUUAAACAUAUAUCAAAAACAUUAGGAGGCAAAACAUAUGUCACUCUGCCAUUGGCCAUCAUUGCUAUCAACAUGUUAUUUGAUAAAAUUGACACAAUUGUGAACGAGUUGGACAAAAAAAUAUAUCGGUCUAACGUUGAUGAAACUUUAAUACUCGGCUUCCAGGCAGCUCGUGAUACAAUGAUGAAACAUUAUAAUCUGACGAACUGGGUUUAUUGUGCUGUGUUGGUUCUUGAUCCACGUCACAAAGUGAAGAUUUUUUCUUCCACUACAUGGGUACAUGAAAUGGAUUCACAAGAAAUCGACAAUAAAAAUGAAGAUAAAAUUGACAUUACGUCAAUUUUCGAAGAUACACCGAUGCAUAAAAAUUAUCAAGACGAAUUGGACGAAUAUUUAGCGAUAAAGAGAGCUGAAAAGAACCAAGACAUAUUAGAGUGGUGGAAAAAUCACCAAGAAACUUUUCCAACACUAGGACGUAUGGCAAGAGAUUUGUUCUCUAUUAUGGCUACAACAGUUCCAUCAGAAAGACUUUUUUCUCUUUCUGGUUCAAUUAUGGCAGAGUCAAGUGGUUCAAUGAAUGAUGAAUCAGCAAGAAUGACAUUGUGUCUUCAUUCUUGGUACGAUAUUUAG